AUGGCUACUAAAGCAACAACAAUUAAAGAAGCCAUAAAGCGAUGGGAAGAAAAAACUGGCCAACAAGCUGCAACAGCCACAGAAGUCAGUCUUAUAUUUCAAUGGCCUCCUAUAGAAAAGAUGGAUAAUUCUUUAUCCUGUUUAUCAAAUUGCGAGAAAUUGAGUUUAUCAACAAACAUGAUUGAAAAGGUCACCGGUUUGAAUAGUUUGAAGAAGCUUCGAAUUUUGUCUUUAGGAAGAAAUUAUAUUAAAUCAUUCUCUGGCAUGGAACCAAUAGGAGAUACGCUUGAGGAGUUAUGGAUAUCUUACAAUUUGAUAGAAAAAUUGAAAGGUGUCAACGUUUUAAGGAAUUUGAAAGUAUUGUAUAUGAGUAACAAUCUAGUGAAAGAAUGGAGUGAAUUUAAUAAGUUGCAGGAGUUACCAAAUUUGGAAGAUUUAUUGUUUGUUGGCAACCCUCUAUACGAUGCUUGUGAACUUGACGUUUGGCGCGCAGAGGCGGCGCGAAGAUUGCCACAGCUUAAAAAACUCGACGGUGAAACUGUUCUGAGAGAUGAUGAACCUCCUUUGACUGUGGCUGAUAUGCAGCCUGACGGAGGCGAUGGGGUAGAAACCUUGGUUAGCGCUGAAAAGAAUGACUAACAUUGUUUCCAAAUUAGAAACAUUUGAAAAAAAAAACUAAUACAAAAAAAACUUACAAAA
This is a messenger RNA of Papilio machaon (common yellow swallowtail), 699 nucleotides long. RefSeq names its product dynein axonemal light chain 1. Gene Ontology annotation, cellular component: cytoplasm. The transcript has 5 exons. Bases 1 to 639 code for a protein of 212 amino acids. Lineage: Eukaryota; Metazoa; Arthropoda; Insecta; Lepidoptera; Papilionidae. Gene Ontology annotation, molecular function: protein kinase binding. The record is from RefSeq and is a predicted model, not a curated record.